AUGACUUUGCUUCACCUUCCGCCGGUUCUUCCAUUGCCGGCGAGAUCUCUUAGCUCUCUCUCUGUUUUCGACCGCUCUUCCUCUUCGCUGAUGGUAUCGGAGCGACCUGCAGAGCUCUUGAGGACGGAGCUCUCGUCUCUACCGUUCAACUCACCGGAGCAACCAAGAUGUGCGUCGAGCCUCUCUCACUUCGGAGUGAGCCACCCUGGCGCUGCCGCAACCUCCGCCGAAACCACCGGAUCUGUCAGAACGACGGCUGCGCUCUAA
This is a messenger RNA of Microthlaspi erraticum, 267 nucleotides long. The record is from the annotation of a GenBank genome assembly. NCBI's taxonomy places the organism in Eukaryota, Viridiplantae, Streptophyta, Magnoliopsida, Brassicales, Brassicaceae.